UCUUCCUAACACUAGUAAUCCAAGCAAAGAACAAGUAGAUUAAUCGCGCUUUAGAUUUUCCUUUUUCAUCAAAAAACAUGCAAGGCCUUCUGCGGGCAGCGAGAAUGUGCCACGAGAAGCUAGAGCUUACGAUUUUGGGCAAAUCACAAGCAAAAAACGCAAGGCAAAUCAAGGGCAUAAAUGACAUAUCGGUGAUGGAAUCGCCAAAAAUGCAGCACAAGGGGCUCGAGAACACAACGGUGUCAGAUGUAUUGGUGACCAAAGAAGAACAUAAUAUUAGCUCAUGGCUUAGCUGUAGGAUUGAAGACACCGUUUACAACGCCGCAAAGCAAAUGGCUCAAAACAACAUUGGCUCAUUGGUGGUUCUAAAGCCUGGUGACCAACAUCAGAUAGCAGGAAUCAUCACAGAAAGGGAUUAUGUAAGGAAGAUGGUUGUGCAAGACAGAUCAUCCAAGCACACAAGAGUGGGAGAUAUAAUGACUGACCAGAGCCAAUUGAUAACGGUCACAUCUAACAUGAACAUUCUACAAGCUAUGCAGAUCAUGUCAGAGAAUCACAUACGGCAUGUUCCAGUGAUAGACGGGAAACUUGUGGGUAUGAUCUC
Cuscuta epithymum is the source of this 604-nucleotide messenger RNA. The record is from the annotation of a GenBank genome assembly. NCBI's taxonomy places the organism in Eukaryota, Viridiplantae, Streptophyta, Magnoliopsida, Solanales, Convolvulaceae.